Molecule: messenger RNA, 633 nt
Organism: Ostreobium quekettii
Lineage: Eukaryota; Viridiplantae; Chlorophyta; Ulvophyceae; Bryopsidales; Ostreobiaceae
Source: the annotation of a GenBank genome assembly
AUGCUUGUGGGCCAGGCCUCUUUGGGAAGGGUGCGCAACGACUGCUUUCGGCGAACGAAUGAGAGGCGGGAGGAGUGGAAGGCGCGAUGGCGACAGAGUGAGGACAAGCAGUGUGAACGGGAUGCCAUUUCAUCCGAGUUGAGGUGCAUGGUGAAGGAGGAACUAAGCCAGGAGAACAAUGUGAUGCUCCAAGACCCAAUCCCGGACACACCACUGUCGACGGGGCCCUUGGACGGGUCUGAGCAGGAGGUGGAAUAUGAACGGGCACUCCAGCAAUUUGAGAACGAACUGGUGGCAAAUCUGUGGCAUCAUCUCAUGGAGCAAGAACAGGAGGAAGACGAUCGAGUAUCCGGCGAGGAAUAUCUGGAUGCAAUGGCCAAUGAAGAAGCAUCAACAGGGUCUGCUCACCAGGCCCGUGUGUUGUGCCCCGUCUGCCGCCAAAGCUACCUGCAGAAGCACGGGGGAUUCAUCUUCUGUCCCAAAGAGCAGUUCGCCCUGGACCUUCAAGCUGAGGGCACCAGUCUGGAGGAGCUGAGACAACGGCUGGAGGGGGCGUACACGGUGAGAUUCUUGUCAUCUUUGCUGUCUGUUGUGUUUUCCUUGUGCUACACUACCAAUAUAUUCUUGGUCUGA